Molecule: messenger RNA, 1626 nt
Organism: Grosmannia clavigera kw1407
Lineage: Eukaryota; Fungi; Ascomycota; Sordariomycetes; Ophiostomatales; Ophiostomataceae
Exons: 3
Coding region: 1-1626 (541 amino acids)
Source: RefSeq, a predicted model, not a curated record
AUGCCCGCCGCCAUGGAGUCUCAGGCUCGACACCGUCGAGAAGCGCUCCCCCGGACGGCGUCUUCCGAAGGCAAGCAGCCACCGGCGCUGACGACGCUGCCGUCGGACUGCUCGACGUCGUUUUAUGCCUCCCAGAUUGGUGGCCUGUCCGUGAUCAACUACAGCUACACAGACCUGCCCGGCAAGCUGAUGGUGCAAGACGUCUACCAGUUCUUCCGCCUCGCCUGGGCGCUGCCCUACAUCGUGUGGCCAACGACGCCGACCGACUCUGGUUCCAUGACCGAGCUCGCCCCGACGUCGGGCAACCUCUGGUGUAUCGCCGUCCACGGCGUCCUGAUCGUGCUGCAGCUGGGCUUUAUUCUGGGUGUGCUGCCGGCCGUGUUCCUGAUGUCGGUCUGGGCAGCUACCGCCAUUGUCGGCCUCUGUCUGAGCUUGAACCAUGUGCUGUGCAUGCUGCUGAACGGCAGGGGCAUCGAGUACCAUUCAAGCCCGGAGUGCGCGCCUGUCCUUCGGGAACACGCGCAGGAGCAGUGGAUCUUCAUCAACGGUGUUGCCGUGGGAAAGCACUGGAUGCAGAGCAAUCUCGACAGGCUCGCCCUGACCUUCAAGCGGCCCAUCCUGGGAGUGCACAACAAGACAAGCGGGAUCAUUUUCGACGUGAUCGAGUGUCUGAUCCAGCGAAACUGUGCUUAUGCCACCAAGGACGUCCGCCGUGCCUACGCCAUCAUCAAGGAGAAGCUGUACCGGCCCGACAUUUCAAAGGUGGUGCUCAUCCUACACUCACAGGGCGGCAUCGAGGGCGGGCUGGUGCUGGAUUGGCUGCUGCAGGAGGUGCCGCAGGAUCUGCUGGUCAAGCUGGAGGUGUACACGUUUGGAAACGCGGCCAACCAUUUCAACAACCCCCACCACACGAUGGAUGCACAGGAGCGGGAGCAGCGCAUAGUGGAGCCGGCCAGCUCCAUCGCGGGCCAACAGGUUUUGGGCCAAGAGCUGCUCGACAAGCAGCGAGCCGGAGUUCGUAAGGCGAAACUGGUGGUGGAAACGACGUCGAGCCAGCCAGCGGUACUCACCGAGCGGGCUAUCGGCCAUAUUGAGCACUACGCGCAUACAAGCGACUUUGUGGCGCUCUGGGGCGUGUUGCAUUUUGUCAGCAUGGUGCCCGAGUCCAACACCUUGCCGCGCUUUAUCGGGCGUGUCUUUGCACGGACAUCCCCGCGAGGCGGUCACCAGCUCGUCCAGCACUACCUCGACGGCAUGUUCCCACUGGAAAAGGAUGCCGAGACGGGUGUGUUUCUGGGAUGUGCCGAAUCGAACGAGUUUGUCGAGAGCGACGUCGAGAUCGGGAAGGAGGGCGACGAGAGCGCUGACGUGCACGAGGCGUUUGAGCAGAGCUGGGCGGGCACGCUGGCGGAGGACAUCCACUGCGAGAUGGGCAGCGGUGACUGCAGGCGCAGCACGCAGAUUGUGGCAGAUGUGAAGAUCCAUGCUUCAAGCCCGAUUCUGGCUCGCCAGGCCUCACAUCCGCGUACGCUCAAGGUGAAGGACGUCAGCCGGCUGUGGCAGUAUCGCAACGGAAAGAGCCCGGACGACAGGCCGAGGGGCCUGGUCCGGCUGGCGACGAUGUAG